GUGCCUUUCUGCAUCCUUUUAGAAAGUUCUGGGCGCAGUGAAUGUUUUGCAGUCACAUGUGGUUGUGAUGCACGAAGAUGUCGAAGAAUUCAGCCGGAGAGAAGCCGCUCUCUGACUCGGAUAUCAUUGACGUCGCGAUGAAGUCAAUGGCUCUGGCUUUACCGCCGGACUCGCCGAAGAAACCCGUGAAAUCAAACGCGGUGGUCAAGUACUCUGCGGUCCAGACACCAGCGACGUACGCUCAGUUGCAAUGUAACACCGACCUAAACCUGCCGCCCAGCAACUGGCUCAGCAGCACGGUGGAAAGUUACGGUCUGCAAAACGUUUGGUCUCAGAGUACUGGAUUCUCCAGCUUUCGCAUGGCGCACAUGUUCCCCGAUUGCGUCGGCGAGGUGGACGUGGUGUCGGACGCGGAGAAUAUAAAGAAGUUACUUAAGCUGCCUUACAAUCACGACGGGAUCUCGAUGAUGGUGCACCGUAUCGAAAACACAUUGUUGCUCGACAACUUUGACAUAUACAAGUACCUGCUGAGGCAGGCCGAGAGUGACUGGGAAUGGCUGAAGGAGUUCUUCUACGAGCACAUUUUCCACAACCUCGGCGACAAGGAGAAGCGCCUCUUUCGCAAGGAGUACAGCAGGAAUAGCCUGCAGCAGAGGAACCUAGUUUCCAAGUUUUUGUAUCAUUCCAUAGUGCUGGCUGACAAGAGCAAGGAGUGCGAGAAACCACAGCUGCCUGUGAAAACGUUGGAGCCGUGUUUGCCCGAGCCGACGCAGGAGGAGAAGGAGCCAGAUCCGAAUUGCAACCACAACUUCGCGCGGAACGUCGUGUGGACGUUCGAGAACAUACAGAUGCUCGUUGGAACGGACAUGCCGAUAUUCGGCGGUCAGACACAUCCGUGCAUAAGUCUGCGACUAAGAGACAUGACGAAGCCUAUCAGCGUCUUAACGGGAAUAGACUAUUGGCUGGACAAUUUAAUGUCCAACGUUCCGGAAGUGGUCAUGUGUUAUCACUUGAAUGGUAUCGUGCAGAAAUACGAGCUGAUAAAAACGGAAGACCUGCCAAAUUUAGACAAUUCAAAGUUCAGUCCCAAAGUGAUUCGAGACGUUGCUCAGAACAUCUUGAGUUUCCUCAAAAAUAAUGCAACGAAAGCUGGUCACACUUAUUGGUUGUUUAAGGGUAAGGAUGACGAUGUUGUGAAGCUAUAUGAUUUGACAUCAUUGUGCAGCGACGUUUCGGAAGAGAAGGGACAAAAUCCCUUCACCGUGCCUGUCGCAAUGUUGUUAUACAGAGUAGCUCGCAACAUGAAAUAUUCUCCCGACUACCAUCGCUACCAGGGUACGAUCAGAAUGCUGCUGAAAAAUUGCGUUCAGUUGCUGGCCAAGGAGAAGUAUCCGCAGAUCGUUACGUCCGCGCAUUUUAUGCUCUCCGACUUGUACAUACCGUCGGAUACAGAUCCAGCCAGUCCAGGCCUGUCGGAUCAAAGCGACGAGGAGGACGUUCACAGCGAGUGUGGUGCGAGUCAAGAAAACGAAAAGGAGGAGGAGGAGGAGGAAGAGACCUGCGCGAUCAAGUCUUUGAUUCUGACCAACAUGAAAGAGCAAGUGGAACGUGAGCAACCAAAGUACAAGGCACCUCCGAUGACCGGUACUAUAGAAGAGAGAUGUCUGUCUGGACUAGAACACGUUACGCACGGACUCGAAUGCCUUCAGUAUUUCCCGACCGAUGACAGCAACGACGAGGAGCAGAAGAAAGCGGAGGAAUAUGAAAAGGAGAAGCGAAAAUAUGAGGAGAUGCAUCCGAACGUAGCGAAACCUUUCCAAGCGAUUCCAAUGCCUUACACCCCGUUAAAUCAACAGGACAAAAGUGCCACGCCCGAAAGAAGCCCGGAGGAUCAUAGUCCCACGCAUAGAAAGAGAAACAAGCAGAGGAAGAAGAAAAGUGAGAAGAACGUUACGAAGGAAGUAGCGAACGUGAACGCUUUGUUGUGUAAACCGAAGACGGAAACCUUGCCAACGUGGCAUGCGCCGAAAAAGAGCGACAACAUCUGCUGGAACGCCCAUCUGAAAACGUUAUUAUACGAGAAAGCGUCCUUGAUAUUCGCCGUGCUCGCCGAGAAAGAGUACGUGAAUAAGAAUUACGGUGCCUCCUUGAGGUACAUGCUGGCGGUACUGUACUGCCAGAAGAUAUUGGAAAUUUUCUGCGGUGUAAGAAACGACAAGUCGAUCAGUUAUCUAUUAGGUCGCGCGGGGGACUGUUGCUUUAUGGCGGUGCAAGACUGGUACAAUGUUGACAAGCACAGAAAGGACUACAAUACGAAGAACGAAAUGGAGGAGAAAAUAGUUGAAGAACUGUUCAGUAUGGAGGAUUUGGAUAUGAAUGGUGCUGAAUUGUUGCCGAACGGAUUGGAAAGUCUAGAGUCUACUUUAGUCUCGUCGUAUAAAUGUUACGAGAAAGCUCUGUCGUUGGAGCCGAUGGAUAACAAGGAUAACUUGUUGAGACGACUGGGGAAUAUUCACAACGAGUUGGGUGUUCUUUACAUGAAUCAAGCGGGGUCUCGGUAUCAGCAAGCAAAUCAAACGGAGCUGUCGAGUUUACCGGACAUCACCACGCUUCUAACGCGCUCUCUGACUCACUUGGAGUCCGGCGUUAAAGCCUUCGAGACCGUCCACGACGAGGCGAAUCUGGCGCUCUUGCAUUCCAACUGUGGCCGGCUUAUGCGACUCUGCGCACAUAUGCACGGCAAAGAGAAUGCGCAGGAGCGUCAUUUUUACAAUAAGGCGCUCGUGAGCUAUCAAAAGGCUCUGCAGGUUUUGGGCGAGAGGAAAACUAACCCGGCGAUAUGGGACACAGUCAUGUGGGAUUUCUCAACGACGUUGUAUACGAAAGCCACGCUAUUGCAGGAUUAUCCUACGGCCGAAUACAAAAGUGAAGAGGAAUUGGAGAGAGAAAUAGUGGAUACUUUUCAGAAGGCACUCAAGCACUGUGAUAUAGAUACGCCAGGAACACGUCAGCCGGUUUAUCAAUUCCGCGCUGCGACCAUUCAACAUCGAUUGGCUUCGUUAUACCAUCGCAUGUACAGAGAGUCCGACUCGGACGCCGAUAAUAGCAAGAAAAAGACGAAUUUGCAGUUGUGCAAAUUGUAUUACGAUAAAGCGGCGAAGCUGUUGCUCUCGUUAGAGCAGAGCACGGAAUGUUUGACGGUUCAAAUGGAAAGAGUCGCCCUGGCGGAAUACCAAGCGCGUAAUGGCACUAAUUUCAAUAGUAAAUUAAAAGCGUACCAAAACGGUCUGGAGUUAAUUUUACAAUGUACACCUAUUAUGGAAAUUUUAUGCGAACGAAGUAAUGCGACAAAACCAAAAAUACUCGAUAAUAAAGCGGAGGACGAUAACGCCGAGCUUGAGAAAGUGACCGAAGAACAAAAGUUGGUCGAAGAGGAGGAAAACCUCGUAGUUCUAUUGGAACAAAGAUUACAGUUUCUUUUACUAUCAUUAACGAAGUUAUUCAUGAGCAAAAGUCCUAUGCAUAAUAAAAAAGAGCACGAGAAGCUCGCAAAGCUGUACAAGCAGUGUUACGUCCAUACGUUACGACCGAAUGCAAUGUCGGGAUUUACUUUAGUAAAACACGUGACAAAAAUUCUACAAGAUCUCGACAAUAUGUUAAAGCAAAUGGAAUGUUAAAGUAUAAAUGAACGCCGUGUACAACUAGUAACUUAGGAAAAUGUAUAUAUACGAUAUGAGAGAUUGUUUUUUAACCUUUUAAAAUGAUACAAUGUGUAUAUAAAGGAAAUAAAGGAUGUGUAUAUACAGGAAA
Molecule: messenger RNA, 3810 nt
Organism: Vollenhovia emeryi
Lineage: Eukaryota; Metazoa; Arthropoda; Insecta; Hymenoptera; Formicidae
Product: erythroid differentiation-related factor 1
Exons: 9
Coding region: 78-3677 (1199 amino acids)
Biological process (GO): positive regulation of DNA-templated transcription
Source: RefSeq, a predicted model, not a curated record